Molecule: messenger RNA, 710 nt
Organism: Wyeomyia smithii (pitcher-plant mosquito)
Lineage: Eukaryota; Metazoa; Arthropoda; Insecta; Diptera; Culicidae
Gene: Arpc5
Product: actin-related protein 2/3 complex subunit 5-C
Exons: 4
Coding region: 117-578 (153 amino acids)
Biological process (GO): Arp2/3 complex-mediated actin nucleation; cell migration; regulation of actin filament polymerization
Cellular component (GO): actin cytoskeleton; cytoplasm; Arp2/3 protein complex
Molecular function (GO): actin filament binding
Source: RefSeq, a predicted model, not a curated record
UAUGAGCGAUAGUUUUCGGUUUGACGUUUUUCUGUUAUCUCUACAGUCGAGAUCGAGAAUUUUGGAUGUUCUUGUUCAAUCGUAAUUUUAGAAACUGGCACCAAGCAUAAUAAGAAAUGGCGAAAAACACCUCCAGCUCAGCGUUCCGCAAAAUCGACGUAGACCAAUACAAUGAGGAUAACUUCCGAGAGGAUGACGCAGACCAGGCAUCCAGCGGAAUGAUCGUUCCGGAUGAAAAUGAGAUUACUUCACUUCUGAAUCAAGGUAGGAACAUCGAUGCUUUAAAAACAGUUUUACAGAACGCUCCCCUGAUGUGCAAAAAUCAACAAGUCAAGGAUAACGCCCUAAAUCUUACACUCAAGGUGCUACUUUCCAUUAAGUCGUCCCAGAUCGAUGCCGCCAUCGAAUCACUUGACGACCCGGAACUGUGGGAUGUUCUGAUGAAAUACAUAUAUCGAGGAUUCGAGAUUCCGUCCGAGGGUUCGAGUGGUCAUUUACUCACCUGGCAUGAAAAAGUAUUCGCCAAAGGCGGUGUCGGUAGUAUCGUCCGAGUAUUAUCCGACACUGCCCGAGCAUAGGUACCUAAACGAUUACUGCUCAGGCGAAGAGGGAUGUGACACCUCAACGGCUGAGUUUCUUUUUGUUUGAGUAUUUUUGUUUUAAAAAUUGUAAAGUGUUUAAGUGAAUUAAAAAGUACACAGCCAAACUAA